GUUGGUUUCUUUUUGAAGAGCUUCAAGUAAGCAUUGGAAAAUUGGUUGAAUAUCAGUUCAUCUAAACAGUUUCCUGGUAUGGAAGAUAACAACUGCAUCAAGAAAAUGAAACUAGAUGUGGAGGUGGAAGAGUUCAAUAAACUUUUUGAAGAGCUAAAUGAAGAGAAUACUAUACAAUGGGGUGAGAAAGUCCCUGAAGUGAUGGAUGCAAUGCUUUACUUCAAAGAGGUUGCUGCUUAUAAUGUCCCAUUUGGCAAGAAGAAUCGUGGUAUGACAGUCAUCAACUCGUACUGUCACAUGAUAGGGUCCGCCAAAGUCACAGAGGAGAAUAAACGUAGAGCACGGAUACUUGGCUGGUGCAUAGAAUGGCUUCAGGCAUUUUUUCUUGUGGCAGAUGACAUCAUGGACAAAUCUGAACUUCGGCGUGGAAAGCCAUGUUGGUACAAAAAGGAAAGCGUUGGCAUGAAUGCAGUAAAUGAUGCCUUUCAGCUUGAGAUGUGCGUAUAUGACAUGCUGAAACGUCACUUCAGAGACCAGCCAUACUAUGUUGACCUUCUGGAACUUUUCCACGAGGUAUCCGGACAGACCAUAAUUGGACAGAAUUUGGACAUGUUGGCAUCUCCUAUUGAAGGAAAGGUUGACUUCUCUACAUUCACCAUGGAGAAAUACAGUGCAAUUGUCAAAUGGAAAACAGCCUUUUAUUCAUUCUAUUUACCAGUGGCAUGUGCAAUGUACCAGGCUGGCUUGAACGAUGAAGUCUCACAUCAAAAUGCGAAAACUAUACUUUUAAAGAUGGGGCACUUCUUCCAAAUUCAGGAUGAUUACCUGGAUUGCUAUGGUGACCCAAAAGUUAUAGGUAAAGUGGGGCGAGACAUAGAGGAAAACAAGUGUAGCUGGCUUAUCGUCCAAGCCUUACAGAGAGCUUCCCCUGAACAGUUACAGAUACUGAAUGAGAACUAUGCUAAAGAUGACCCUGCCAAUGUUGCAAAAGUGAAGACAGUAUAUAAUGAACUGAAUCUAAAGCAGGUUUAUGCAGACUUUGAAGAAGAGAGCUAUUCAGAGCUGAUCAAAACUAUAGAACAACAAAGUGGAGACCUACCUCAACAAAUGUUCCUAGACUUGGCCGAGAAAAUCUAUAAACGAAAAAAGUGA
Molecule: messenger RNA, 1152 nt
Organism: Owenia fusiformis
Lineage: Eukaryota; Metazoa; Annelida; Polychaeta; Sabellida; Oweniidae
Source: the annotation of a GenBank genome assembly